CUGCCCCACAGGCAUGCCACGCCGAGCCUGCGUCAUACUCGCACUUCCCCAAGCUCCCUCUACUCGUACGCCUCUUUGAAGCUAACCACAUCUCAACCACAACAACCAGUUACCUCACCAACACACCAACUCGCAACAUCGGACCUGCACAGCUGUGUAUCCCCCAACGACUCAUCUCACAACGAGACAAAUAUCCUACCACGACUGACUUCGCGACGCUGGUCGGCGCACCAUACAAAGAUGGGGCGCUUGUGGCACUGCGCAACCCUCGCGGGAGUCUUCACGACUGUGUUGGCUGCAGAGGCCUUGACGCCGAAACAUGAGGCAGGAAGGUGUGCGAUACGUGGGAACUGUGGGAAAACGAGCUUCUUCUCCCCCGAGCUGCCUUGUUCGGAUAACGGGCUGGCAAGGGAGCCAACGGGUGAGGUGAGGAAACAAUUAGUAGAUAUAUGCGGGCCAAAAUGGAAUACAGGCCCGGUGUGCUGCGAGUCAGAGCAGGUAUGUCGUUGAGAGAUAGGUGGUUUGGCUCUUCUAAUCACUAAACAGCUCGACGCACUCUCCGAUAACCUCAAGAAAGCCAAUGCAUUCAUAUCUUCUUGCCCGGCAUGUAAAGCGAACUUCUAUAACCUGUUUUGUACAUUUACUUGUUCUCCAGAUCAGUCAUUAUUUGUCAACGUCACAGAGGCAACGUCAAAGAAUGAUAAGUUGAUGGUGACGGAAUUGGAUCAACUGAUAUCGGAGGAGUAUGGAGCUGGAUUCUAUGACAGUUGUAAGGAUGUGAAGUUUGGGCCAACAAAUAGUAACUCCAUGGGUUUCAUCGGUGGUGGGGCAAAGAACUAUACCGAUUUCCUCAAAUUCUUGGGGAAAAAGAACCCGCCCUUUGGUUCUCCUUUCCAAAUCAAUUUCCCGGAUCCUAAGGGUUACGAAGAACCUGGAGCAGGGCCUCUUUCUAUGGCACCGAAGAGGUGCAACGAUGAGGAUGAGAGCUUUAGAUGUGCGUGUCUCGAUUGUCCAGCAAUUUGCCCAAAACUUCCAGCAGUCACCGACGCUGGCUCAUGCCACGUGAGUCUGCUACCGUGUUUAUCCUUUGCGGCUAUUUUGACCUACAGUAUUGCUUUGGCAUUGCUUUUCACGGCUCUAUUUGGACAUAUCGCUGUUGCAAAACAUAAGCAACGAAAGAGCCAACGACUGCAACUUCUUCAGGACCCAACUCCAAGCGAUGAAGAGGAUGAAGGGGACAUUAUUCACAAUACUGCAAUGUAUGACCGGCCUCAGAGAAACUACUGGAUUAAUACUGUUUGCGACAGUGCGUUCAGCAAGUUGGGUUAUGUUGCCGCCAGAUUCCCUGGCAUAACAAUUGGGGUCAGUGUGCUUCUCGUUGGAAUUCUUAGCAUCGGAUGGGUCAAAUUUCAAAUUGAAACGAAUCCUGCCAGACUGUGGGUUAGCCCAACCUCGGCUGCAGCCCAAGAAAAGGCAUUCUUUGAUGAGAAUUUUGGCCCAUUCUAUCGAACCGAGCAAGUCUUUCUUUCAAAUGGCACACAAUCGGAUGCCACAAGUCCUGUUCUUAGCUAUGAAACCUUGAAAUGGUGGCUGGAAGUCGAGGAUCGCAUCAGUCUAUUGAAGGGAUCAAAAACGGGCUCCACUAUGGAAAGCGUUUGCCUCAACCCCACUGGUGAUGGUUGUGUGGUUCAAUCGGUUAGUGCAUAUUUUGGAAGCAGCGCCGACAACGUCACUCCAACUACCUGGAAAGAGAAGCUUCGCAAUUGUGUCGAUUCGAAUGUCAAUUGUCUUCCAAAAUUUGGAAUGCCGGUUGAUCCUAAGCUAGUCCUUGGUCGCAAUCCCUACUCCGACGAUCCUGUAGAUACUCCCGCGAUUAUUACCACAUGGGUUAUCAACAGCGGCGCAGAAGACUCAAAGACGGUGGCUACUGCAGCGGAUUGGGAAGAAACUCUCAAAACCACGUUGCUUGGCCUCCAAACCGAGGCAAAUGAUCGAGGUUUAAGACUCUCCUUCAGCACCGAAAUCAGCUUGGAAGAAGAGCUCAACAAAUCUACAAACACAGAUGCAAAGAUAGUAGUGAUAAGUUACAUUAUCAUGUUUUUCUACGUAUCAUUGGCUCUUGGUUCGACUACGCUUUCUGUCAAAUCAGUCCUGCGAAAUCCAUCAACCUUCCUUGUGGAAUCCAAGUUUUCUUUGGGGGUGGUUGGCAUUCUCAUCGUACUAAUGUCCAUAUCAGCAUCCAUUGGCCUCUUCUCUUUUGCAGGUAUCAAAGUUACCUUGAUCAUUGCAGAAGUUAUUCCCUUUAUAGUCCUAGCAGUUGGUGUUGAUAAUAUCUUCCUUAUCGUUCACGAAUUUGAGCGUGUGAAUAUCAGCCACGCAGAUGAGGUUGUUGAACACCGUAUUGCAAAAGCUUUGGGCCGGAUGGGACCAUCUAUUCUCCUUUCGGCAAUUACCGAGACAAUUGCCUUUGCCUUGGGUGCCUUCGUCGGUAUGCCUGCUGUUCGAAACUUUGCCAUUUACGCCGCAGGUUCUGUGUUCAUCAAUGCUAUAUUACAAGUCACGAUGUUCAUCUCAGUGCUGACGCUCAAUCAACGAAGAGCAGAGGAUCACCGAGCUGAUUGCUUUCCCUGCGUUCGGGUUAAGGGUGCCGCGGUACACCUCAGUUCUUCAAAUGGAAAUGGUUACAUCGCAUCUUAUGAAGGUCAAGAGGAAGGCGCCCUUCAAAGAUUCAUUCGCAAGAUUUAUGCUCCCGCAAUCCUGGGCAAAAAGGCCAAGGUCGGGAUUGUGGUCGUAUUCCUGGGUAUCUUUACUGCUGGGGUUUCUUUGAUUCCCGAGGUCGCUCUUGGUUUAGAUCAGAGGGUGGCAAUCCCAGAUGGAUCGUACCUGAUCCCAUACUUCAACGAUCUCUAUGAUUAUUUUGAGUCGGGAGCUCCAGUGUAUUUUGUCACGCGCGAGGUUAACGCUACGCAAAGAGUUCAUCAGCAAGAGCUCUGCGCUCGAUUUACAACUUGCGAGCAAGAGUCGCUCACGAAUAUCCUGGAGCAGGAACGGAAACGCCCAAACGUCUCUUAUAUCGCUUCAACGGCUGCAAGCUGGGUCGACGACUAUUUCCGCUGGUUGGACCCAGAAUUAGAGGAUUGCUGUGUAGAAAAGGGAGAUACAUGCUUCAAGAACCGAGUUCCAGCGUGGAAUGUAACACUUUCCGGAAUGCCUGAAGGGGAAGAGUUUAUCCACUAUUUGCAAAAGUGGGUAAGCUCACCAACGGACCAGGCAUGUCCUCUAGGUGGAAAAGCAUCAUAUGCCAAUGCUAUCGUAAUUGAUGAGAAGAGGACGACGAUUCCUGCUAGUCACUUCCGCUCAAGUCACACACCACUUCGCAGCCAAGAAGAUUUCAUCGCAGCCUACGCUUCGGCAAGACGAAUCUCAGAUGCCUUGACCAAAAGUACAGGAAUUGAGAUCUUCCCAUACAGUGUUUUCUACAUUUUCUUCGACCAAUACUCCACCAUCGUCCGCCUGACAGCCGCCUUACUUGGCUCCGCACUCCUAAUGAUUCUCGUUGUUUCAUCUAUCCUCCUGGGAUCCGUCAAGACCGGAGCCGUCGUAACGGCAACUGUGACGAUGAUUGUUGUUGAUAUCAUCGGUUUCAUGGCUAUCUUCAACGUCUCCCUCAACGCAGUGAGUCUCGUCAACCUCAUCAUCUGCGUCGGCAUCGGCGUCGAGUUCUGCGCCCACAUCGCGCGCGCAUUCAUGUUCCCCUCGCGCGCGGUCAUGGAGCGAGCACAGAACAAGUUCCGCAAUAAGGACGCGCGUGCCUGGACGGCGCUUGUCAACGUCGGCGGCUCGGUCUUCUCUGGGAUCACCAUCACCAAGUUUGUGGGUGUUAGUGUGCUGGCCUUUACCCGCAGUAAGAUCUUUGAGAUCUACUACUUUAGAAUUUGGCUGGCCCUGGUGCUUUUCGCUGCGACCCAUGCGUUGGUUUUCUUACCUGUGGCGUUGAGUUUGCUUGGUGGCGAGGGGUAUAUUGAUCCUGAGAGUGAGGGGGGUCUUGAGGAGGAUUUGGCGAGUAGACGGUAUAGGGCUUUGCUUCCGGAUGAGGGGGAGGAGAGUGAGGACGAGUAUUAGUGUGUGGGUCGGGUUUUCUUUUGUUGUGCUAUUUUGGAUUGAUGGGUGGGUGAGGAUAGAUUGGGAAUUUGGAGAGAAUGGAAAGAGGAGGAUGGGGUGUAAUACAUAAGAUAAGAUUAUAGCAUUUUUUGGAGGGAUGGGUGUAUUGAUUUGAUGGGGUUUCUCUUUUUCCUUUUUCUUAUGUGUCACAGGUGGAUAAUUUUGUACAUUGCAUCGAGCAUGAAUGAGAGAAAUAUACUGGACUGUAGUAGUAUUACCUUUCACGAUGUGCUUAUGACGGGAAAGUGUGGAAUGGUGUAAGCCCGAUUAUAAAAAU
Hymenoscyphus albidus is the source of this 4438-nucleotide messenger RNA. NCBI's taxonomy places the organism in Eukaryota, Fungi, Ascomycota, Leotiomycetes, Helotiales, Helotiaceae. The record is from the annotation of a GenBank genome assembly.